AUGUUAAGGAAAGCGGGUAAAUUAUGGACUUCUUAUAGGAGUUAUUUACCUUCUGUACGUUUUUCAUCUACAAAAAUUAAUAACCCUGAACAUUUUGAUGAAUUUUCUGAGAUAUAUCCUGAUUUUGCUAAAACCCCUAUAAUGGGACGUAGAAAUGAAUUACGUGAAAGACUUGAAAGAGCUGAUAUGUUAAAACGUCGUAUGAUUAUAGAUAUACCAGAAUUUUAUGUUGGAUCAAUUGUUGCUGUAACUAAUUCAGAUACAAAUCUUUCCUCCAAACAAAGGCGUUUUGUUGGAAUUUGUAUUCGUCGUGAGAAAGAAGGUCUUCAGCAUACAUUUACUCUUCGUAAUGUUGUUGAUGGAUUAGGUGUAGAAAUUUUGUAUGAAUUAUAUAAUCCUACUAUUUUAAAAAUUGAGACAUUAAAAUUAGAAAAACGUCUUGACAAUGACUUGUCUUAUUUAAUUGAUUCACUUCCAGAAUAUUCAACAUUUGAUUUUAAUCUAGACCCUAUUGCUCACCCGUCAGGAACUCCUGUUCCUGUUAAUGAAACUAAAGUUAAAUUACGACCACCACCAUGGUCAAGAAGAUGGGAAUUAUUCCCAUAUAAAGGAAUUGAUAAUAGUUGGGAGUUAGCUACUCCAUAUAAAAAAAGAAAACUUCAUAAGACAAGACUUAAUGAGUGGAUGAAGUAUGAUUUAAUUGCUGAUUAUAGAUCUGAGAAUAAAUUCUUAGAACAUGAGCUGGCAGUUGAAAAAGAGAUGAAAGAAUUUGAAGAAAUACAACAUAAAGCUGGAAUGACAAAGAAGAAAAUUCUUCGUUCAGCUCAAAGGCAAAAAUAG
This is a messenger RNA of Strongyloides ratti, 840 nucleotides long. Its product is annotated as 39S ribosomal protein L19, mitochondrial. Gene Ontology annotation, cellular component: ribosome; mitochondrial large ribosomal subunit. Lineage: Eukaryota; Metazoa; Nematoda; Chromadorea; Rhabditida; Strongyloididae. The transcript is spliced from 2 exons. Gene Ontology annotation, biological process: translation. Gene Ontology annotation, molecular function: structural constituent of ribosome. Bases 1 to 840 code for a protein of 279 amino acids. The record is from RefSeq and is a predicted model, not a curated record.